Xiphophorus maculatus (southern platyfish) is the source of this 2004-nucleotide messenger RNA. RefSeq names its product GTPase IMAP family member 8-like. The record is from RefSeq and is a predicted model, not a curated record. The coding region runs from base 168 to 1454 and encodes 428 amino acids. Gene Ontology annotation, molecular function: GTP binding. Lineage: Eukaryota; Metazoa; Chordata; Actinopteri; Cyprinodontiformes; Poeciliidae. The transcript is spliced from 5 exons.
CUUGGAACCACACGGCGUCAUAUUAAGGCGUCACUAAUUUUUGCAGUUCAACAGAACAGUGUUUACAGUUGCAGCGUUUAAACAUGCAAGAGGAAUUAUGAACAAGAAAAGUCAGGAUUGCUCCCUACUUGGGUUUAUUUCUGGAGAAGUGUCUAAAUAGCCCUUACAUGGCCACUUUUGGUCCCAGAUCAGAUCAGUCCCAACUGGUUUUACUGUUGCUGGGUGAGACAGAAAGUGGAAAGAGCUCAGCAGGAAAUGCCAUCCUCUCAGGAAGAGCCUUUAAAGGGAAAACCACCCGUAGCUGCAGGAGAAACGCCACCGUCUUAGGGUUCCAGGUGGCAGUGGUUGACACCCCAGGGUGGAUGCCCAACUCCACUACUCCACACUGGGUGUCUAAGGAGUUGGGGAGAGCUCUCACCUUGUGCCACCCAGGACCCAAAGCCAUCCUGCUGGUGCUGUCCACCUCCUCCGUGUUUGGUCAGGACGGGUGGAGAGCCAUGGAGGCUCACCUCAGACUGCUUGAAACACCCAUCUGGAGUCGAGCUAUCAUCCUAUUCACUCACGGGGACCAAUUAGGACACCUGUCAAUCCAGGAGCAUAUACAGCGACAGGGUGGGACUCUGCAGUGGCUGCUAGAGCGAUGUGGGCACCGGUACCAGGUUAUGUCGAGCCAAUCCAGUAUCUCACAGUUUCACGUUGGACAACUCAUUUGGAAGAUUCGGAAGAUGGCAGAGGUUUCAGAGCAGAUCAGAGAGAUAUCCUGCAGAGUGAGAACCCAGCUUGGAGUUCUGAAUGUGAGGGUGGAGCAGCGGUGGAACACGAGGCAGCAGAUAUAUGAUAAUCAUCCAGGACAAAGACGAAAGAUUGGCUCAGGAGUGCAAAGAGGCACAGACGGUUUGAGGCCUGCACUCAGCUUCAUCCUGCUGGGAAGGAGAAAAUCAGGGAAGAGCUCCGCAGGCAACAUGAUCCUGGGCAGAGAGGAGUUUCAGAGAGACAAAAAGACAGUUCAGUGCGAUGCGGGGCACGCAGAGAUCUCAGGGUGGUCUGUGACGGUGGUGGACACUCCUGGGUGGAGUCUGUUUGGUCAGGCUAAACCUACACAGGUGAGGAGAGAGAUCCUGAGGAGUCCAUCGUUCUGUCCUGCUGGGAGCAAAGUGAUCUUCCUGCUGGCUGUUCCUGUGGACUCAUUCUCAGAGAAGGACAGGAAGGCUGUGGAGACGCAUGUCAGAUUGCUGGGGGACGGCGUGUGGGGGAGCUGUGUGGUGCUGUUCACCUAUGGAGACACACUGAAGGGAAGGACAAUUGAGCAUUACAUAAAAAAGAAGGAAAAGUCUCUGCAGUGGGUGCUGGACAUGUGUGACCAAAGGCAUUAUGUUUGUGAUACGAACAUGAGCGACCCCACUCAAGUGGAACAGCUUCUUGAGAUGGUAUACAAACAGAAUUUUAAAACCUGACUUUUUCCCUAAAUUAAAACUAAAUUUUUCUUAUCUGGGUCCAUGAAGACUCUUGUACUGACACAGUUCUUUUUAACCGUCUCCGAGUCACGAUGGUUUCUGCGGGAUUCACCUACUGUCUUUGAACGUUUGAUAAAUGUGCAGGAAACAUUGAUAUCUCCAGAAAAGAUUUAAAUUUUUUACAGGUUUGUUCCGUCUGUGUGCUGUGUGUCACAAAGUGUGCAAAGACCAAAUAUCCAGUUCUAAAUCUUUCCACAAAGUGAGUUGAUUACAUACUUAGUUGACUGGCAGGAGAGUAGUGUGUACUGUAUGUGUGACGAAAUGAAAAUAAUCCAGAUGCAUUGCAGGAUGAGGUCUGAUAACAUGUUAUGGAUGGCUCAUUAAAUGUGCCACAGAGGCCAGGCUCCACCAUUAAGUAAAUAAUUUUGGCCUGAUCCGACCUGAAUUUUGAGCUGUAGAGCUAAAUUCUAACAAAAAAUGUGUCUUUUUAACGAGUAAUUUGAAGAAUAAACAAUCUGAAUUGCCGUGUUCUAAAUAAAAUAAUUUUGUU